Messenger RNA from Pseudozyma hubeiensis SY62, 4467 nucleotides. RefSeq names its product leptomycin B resistance protein pmd1. Gene Ontology annotation, cellular component: membrane. The transcript has a single exon. Gene Ontology annotation, biological process: transmembrane transport. Gene Ontology annotation, molecular function: ATP binding; ATP hydrolysis activity; ABC-type transporter activity. The record is from RefSeq and is a predicted model, not a curated record. NCBI's taxonomy places the organism in Eukaryota, Fungi, Basidiomycota, Ustilaginomycetes, Ustilaginales, Ustilaginaceae. Bases 1 to 4467 code for a protein of 1488 amino acids.
AUGUCUUCGGGCAAGCUGAAUCCAGCUAUGAGCAGCAAGACAUGUCCAUCCGCAGCCAAGCCACUUACCAAGCCCUCACUUCGACUCCUCUUCGCAUUCCUCACACUUCACGAUGUCCUUCUGCUGCUGCUACCCGCAGUACUUUGCUCCAUCGUGGUCGGAAUGGUCCCCACGAUCAUGUCGAAAGUCAUCGGCAAAGCGUUCGACGCAUUUGCCUCCUACAAUCCGACUUCUCUGCCUUCCACAUCCAUCCCCUCCUCAGCGAAUCGUCACUUCCUCUCUCGCAUCCUGAACACCGUUUACGCGCUCCUCGCCCUCUCAGCCAUCAUCUUCAUCAUCAGCACACUCUCUGUCUCCAUAUGGAUCUGUCUCGGAGAACGUACCGCUUCGCGCAUCCGACGUUCGGUAUUCUCCAGCAUCAUGGGCAAGAAAAUGUCGUGGUACGACACCGGCAUGUCACUUUCUUCUUCCGCGGGUGACGACGAGGUGGAGAUCUCACCGGCAGGGUUGAUGACAAAGUUCGCCAGGGAGAGCGACGAUGUCCGGGUGGCAAUUUCGAGGGAGGUGGGGAUGAUCGUGCAGAGUCUGACGACAGCAGUGGCGAGUCUGGUGCUGGCAAUGUGGACCAGUUGGAGUCUGACGCUGGUGAUCCUCUCGUCGAUUCCGGUGAUAUUGGUGCUGACGGUGGUGACCGAGGUAGCUGCUGCUCCGUGGAUGCAGAAGGAGAGGAUGAGUACGAGUCAAGCGACGUCGAUGGUGGAGAGGGUAGUGGAGGCGAUCAACACGGUGAAGGCGUUCAACGCUCAGAAGAAGGAGGCGAGUAGGUUCGAGGGGGAGUUGAGGAACGGGUGCAAAUCGUACAGGAGACUGUUGGUUUGGUGGGCGGCGAGGUACGGUGUCACGGGAGGCUUGGUCUUUGCGACGUUUGUGCAGGGCUUUUGGUUCGGGAGCCAUUUGGUGGCCAAGGGGAGAUUGACACCGGGACAGGUGAUGACGGUGUUCAUGGCGAGCUUGCUGGUCAGCUCGACGUUGAAUGAGAUCGUUCAGGCGUUGACGUAUUUGGAUAAGGGCAAGGUCGGAGCCGCCAACUUGAUCAAUCUGAUCAGUUCGUCGGAUGUCACACCACCUUCGGCGGACAGGAGUUCGCACAGAGCCGAAUCGGUACGGUCGUCAGCUUACACGGAAGGCAAGACCACUGCGACGAGCGCGGUUUUUCCCAACUCACCCACCAGUCCGAACUCGGCUUCCCACCUCGACGUGCUCGAGUACGAUCCUCGACGGGCCAAAGCCGUACCCAUGUCGAUCGAAGAUAUCCCCGCCACCCCAUCGCCCGGCGUCUUCAGUCCGGACAGGUUCACCUACCGAACAGCGCCCCUCAUCGCCUCCCCGACUCGCUUCGCCAAACGUUCCGUGCAAGGAAUGCGUCGUAUCGCCCCACCCACAUGUCAAGGCGAAAUCCACUUCCGCUCCGUCAGCUUCAGCUACCCCUCCCGACCCUCGACCCUUGUCCUCGAUCGAGUCGACCUCUACUUUGCUCCCUCCGAGACCACCUACGUUGUGGGCGGCAGCGGUAGCGGUAAAAGCACCAUCGCCCAACUCCUCCUGCGACUCUACGAACCGACCUCGGGUCACAUCCAGAUCGACGAUCAAACCAUCGAAUUUCUCGACCCGCACUGGUGUCGCCAACACAUCGCUUCCGUCAGCCAGGAUCCGAUGAUUUUCGACAUGAACGUUCACGACAACGUCGCUCUCGGUCUCGCCAACACUUGCGACACUCCCACCUCCCCGGAUACCGGCGUACCUCUCGUCGCACGAUCCGACAUCGAAUCAGCGUGUCGCCUUGCACUUCUCCAUGAGUUUGUGCGCGAUCUUCCCGAAGGUUACGAGACCGCGUUGGGCUCGAAAGCGACGGCAUUGUCGGGAGGUCAGAAGCAGAGGUUGGCGAUCGCAAGGGCGAAGUUGAGGGAUCCGUCGAUCUUGAUCUUGGACGAAGCGACGAGCGCUUUGGACCCGACGACGAGACAUUUGGUGCAUGAGGCGAUCAAGGCGUGGAGAAGGGGAAAGACUACGAUUCUCAUUACGCACGAUUUGUCGCAGAUCGAAGGCGAGGACUUUUUGUAUUUGUUGGAUGGUGGGAGGGUGGUGCAGCAGGGGUAUAGGUGCGAUUUGGAGGGGAGGGAGGGGCUGUUUAGGUCGAUGUCGUUGCAGCAGAAGCGAGGCGCGGGCGAAGGAGAACCACGAGAAGUUGUGGAGGAAGUCGAGGAGAUGGAGCAGGGUGGUAGGAUCGAGCAGUCGACCGAUGAGACGUAUCCUUGUCGACAUAGAAUCAAGUAUCAAUCGAUGCUCGGAUGGGGGGAACGCGAUCGAAGCAUCUUAUCGGAGCACCUAUCCCUGAUCAUCUCGCAGAAGCUCGAUGGCGCUCCUUCUCACCUCAAGCCGCUAAGACUGGCGGAAAGGCAAGCGAUGAACAGCUACUUUGAGGAAGCCGAAGCGUUGAGAGCUACCGGUUCGAGCGCUAGCGAUCGACGUGCACGCAAUGCCACUGUCCAACGCAGAAAGUGGGACGCUGCUUCGCUCGACAACGUUUCGACCACUGCGACACACUUCAAGCCUUCCUCGCACGCUUUCGAGGACUCCGACGGAGCUCCGAGCAAGCCGCCCACAGUGCGACAAAUAUGGUCCAUCCUCUGGCGUACCAUUCCCAGCCGAGCACUUUUCCUCGUCGCCAUCUGCCUCUGCGUCAUUUCCGGUACUCUCACCCCUAUCUUUUCCUACCUUCUCGCCCAGCUCUUGUCCACCAUGGGUCAACCUCACUCCGAAGCUAUCGUCCUCAAAUGGAGCCUGCUCGUGCUUCUGACCGCCCUUCUCGAAGGAAUCUUUUCCUUCACGCGCUACCUCUUCAUGGAACUGCUUGCCGACGAAUGGCUCUUUCGACUCCGGUCCCGCUCCUACGCCUCCAUCCUCUCACAAGACCGAUGGUUCUUCGACUCUCGCACCAACUCCGCCGCCCGCCUCUGCCAGAGCCUCAUCAAGGACGCCGAAGACGCCCGAAACCUCGUCGGUCAGAUCAUCGGUCAACUCGCCCUGAUCACCUCCAUGAUCACGCUCGCCCUCAUCUGGUCCCUCGUCCUAGGCUGGAAGCUCACCCUCGCAGGGAUCGCCUUCGCUCCCGUUUUCAUCCUCGUCACCCUCCUCCAGUCCCGCAUCAUCGCUCACUACGAAGCUCGAAACAAGCUGAAGCGCGAGCUUGUGUCGGAAAAGUUCCACGCCAUGAUCCUGCACUCGAGAGCGAUCCGUUCGAUGGGUCUCGAAUCCGUAUUCGACGCAAUGUAUCAGGCUGCGGUGGAUGAGGCGCAGAGGUGUGGGAUGAGGAGUUCGGUGUUUUCCGGGUUUGGACAUGGAAUGAGCGACGCACUGACGUAUGUGGCGGAAGCGUUGAUCUUCUACGUCGGUGCGAGGCUGAUGAUCGAAGGAGAGUAUGGGUUUCAGAAGAUGAUGGAGGUUUUCAAUCUGAUCAUCUUUGCGGUGACUUUUGCCGCUCAGAUGUUGACGUUUCUACCUGGGUUCAGCAAGUGCGUCAAAGCGCUGGUUGACUUGGAUCGUCUGUUGAAGCUAGAGGAAUCGGCGAGGAGGGAAGAGGAGGGUGAAUUGAAGGGGAAUAUCCGGGGUGCGAUCGAGUUCAAAGACGUUGCUUUCGCGUACGACUCUCGAGCGGACGUCAAAGUUCUGGACAAGGUGUCGUUCACGAUCAACCCGGGAGAAUGCGUCGCCAUCGUCGGUGGAUCCGGAUGCGGCAAAAGCACCAUAGCUGCCCUCCUCCAACGCCUGUACGAACCAUCUUCCGGAACCAUCUGCAUCGACACCCAUCCCAUCUCUUCCCUCUCCACACCUCACCUCCGCGAACACCUCAGCAUCGUCUCUCAAACUCCCACGCUCUUCUCCCUAUCCAUCGCCGAAAACAUCGCCUACGGUUCGAACUCCAAGAUCUAUGACGAGGCACCCAACUCCUCCCCGCUCAACGACGCAGAACUACAACUCGUCGAAUCCGCCGCUCGCUCCGCCAACGCCCACUCAUUCAUCACCUCGCUCCCCUCGGGCUACUCGACCAACGUCGGCGGCGGAUCGAGCUGCAAAUUCUCAGGAGGUCAGGCGCAGCGCAUCGCCAUCGCUCGUGCACUCAUGCGCAUCCGUGCACCGAUCCUCAUCCUCGACGAAUGCACGUCCGCUCUCGACGUACAGAACCAACACUUGAUCGUCGAGACCUUGAUGGGCAAGAACGCAGAGGCGAGGAAGAGACGUAUGACGACGUUGGUGAUCACGCACAAUGUGGAUAUGAUGAGGAAGUGCGAGAGGAUUCUGGUGCUGAAGCAAGGCAGGGUCGUGGAGGAGGGCAGCUGGGAUAGGCUGGUGAGCAUGCCGGGUGGAUACUUUGCUUCGCUGACCAGGGGCGGAGAGUGGACUGGAUAG